Messenger RNA from Aspergillus fijiensis CBS 313.89, 550 nucleotides. RefSeq lists its product as uncharacterized. The coding region runs from base 122 to 457 and encodes 111 amino acids. The record is from RefSeq and is a predicted model, not a curated record. Lineage: Eukaryota; Fungi; Ascomycota; Eurotiomycetes; Eurotiales; Aspergillaceae. The transcript has 2 exons.
CGGAAACGUCCGCGCGCGUAUCUCCGACUGAACCAACUUAACCAACUAACCAACUAGCCAACUUGACCAUCUUAACGAUCUUAACGAAUUUCCUCCUUUCCAGUAAUGCUCAUUGGCAGUCAUGGCGCCGUAUCCGGGGUCUGAUGCAGACUACUUCAAGGACAAGGCGCGUAGGGAUCUGUUGACCCUCCUCGAAGGCGUACGCGGUAAGAAGAACCUCAUCGUCAGUCAAGACCUGGCUGGUCCAGUCGGACUGUUCGUCAAGUUCUCUUUGCUCCAAGAGUACGGUGUAGAUCGCGUCUUCCUCCUGGAAAAUGGCAAUGUGGACUCUUCUCAACGCAAUGUCGUCUUCUUAGCGAACGCUGAGAAGCUUGCUCAAGUGCGGGCUGUGGCAGGUACGUCGAUUUCUUCCUGUUUACCACCCUCAGCCCCUCAGCACGCCUGCUUCGUAAAAUAAGCUGGAUAUCACUCCUUCUACCUAGGAGAGUCUUGCUUGGGACAGACUGUAAAGCGCGCAGACUCCCCUCUACUCUACGUAGCCAGUCACGCG